Messenger RNA from Macadamia integrifolia, 660 nucleotides. Its product is annotated as linoleate 13S-lipoxygenase 2-1, chloroplastic-like. The coding region runs from base 1 to 660 and encodes 219 amino acids. The transcript is spliced from 3 exons. Gene Ontology annotation, biological process: lipid oxidation. Gene Ontology annotation, molecular function: protein binding; metal ion binding; oxidoreductase activity, acting on single donors with incorporation of molecular oxygen, incorporation of two atoms of oxygen. The record is from RefSeq and is a predicted model, not a curated record. Lineage: Eukaryota; Viridiplantae; Streptophyta; Magnoliopsida; Proteales; Proteaceae.
AUGCACGUUAAUUGGGCGGGCAAAAAUGAUAAGGGGGAUGCAAAACAUGAAAGCAAGUCGGAGGUUCCUGCAACUUUUGGGGAUGUGGGUGCAGUGCUUGUGGAGAAUGAGCACCCCACGGAGCUCUUCAUUAGGACCAUUAUCCUCAACGGAUCUCACACUGGUCCUCUCACCAUCACCUGCAACUCUUGGUCCUACUUGCCAUCACAAACACCUAGUGGCUUGAGGAAGCUGAGAGAGAAGGAGCUUGAGAACCUUCGUGGCGAUGGAAAGGGAGAACGAAAGGCGUUUGAGAGGAUCUAUGACUACGACAAGUACAAUGACCUUGGAGAUCCAGACAUCAACGAGGAACUGGCAAGACCAAUACUAGGUGGUGAGGAACACCCUUAUCCAAGGCGUUGCAGAACAAGCCGGGCGCCUUCCAACAAAGAUCCAUUAUCAGAGAAAAGAAGUCUCAGCAUAUACGUGCCAAGGGACGAGGAAUUCUCUGAUGCCAAGACACUAACAUUCUAUAGUGAGACAAUAAAUGUCGGGUUGGAUGCUUUGCUCACUCAGAUCAGAGCUACUCUCACAGACCCCAAUCUUGGAUUCCCUUCCUUCCUCGCCGUUGAUUCCCUCUUCACUCAAGGGAUGAAGUUACCCCAAGCUCAAAAUCAAUGA